Molecule: messenger RNA, 292 nt
Organism: Paramecium sonneborni
Lineage: Eukaryota; Ciliophora; Oligohymenophorea; Peniculida; Parameciidae
Source: the annotation of a GenBank genome assembly
AAUACAUAUUCCUCUGUUAUCUAUGCUAUUUCGAUCUUGAAUCCAAUAGUAUGUCUAUAAGGUUUUUAAGGAACAGUUUUCAGCUGAUAAUUAAGAGACUUUUUAGAUUGGUUAACAGUAACCAUAUUCAAAAAUGCAAGGCAUUAUAGUAUACAUAUUUUAGACUCCAAGUACAUAUGUACAACUCGCUUAAUUUAAAUUGUAGCAUGAUUGUUGUACACAUGAAUUGAAAGGACCAUCCCAAAAGCAGGCGUUCGAAAAGGAUAAACAUUGAUUCAUUGAUAAUUAGUUA